Amborella trichopoda is the source of this 1581-nucleotide messenger RNA. RefSeq lists its product as uncharacterized. Gene Ontology annotation, molecular function: metalloendopeptidase activity. Gene Ontology annotation, cellular component: membrane. Lineage: Eukaryota; Viridiplantae; Streptophyta; Magnoliopsida; Amborellales; Amborellaceae. Gene Ontology annotation, biological process: CAAX-box protein processing. The record is from RefSeq and is a predicted model, not a curated record.
GAUAAGGGUAUUUUCAGUAAUUUGUAUUUUCUCUUUCGUUUAGAAUCCGCAAAAAAAUUGAAUGAAUAUUCUCAGUUGCUCUGAAAAUUUGAAACCAGAGAGAGAGAAAUGGUGUCAGAGAUGUCAAGAUUUGUACGGACAUGAAAAACUCUAAUGGGGCCCGUGCUAAUUCGCUCUCCAAACCCUAAUUUUUCACUGAUCCCUAGAUUCAGGGCAUUUGAAUCCGCCAUUAAAGGACCUCUGACGAGGCCUGGCUCGUGUCCUUGCUAUGGCUCUCAGUCGAGGGUCUUUGAUUGCAGGAAGAGGAGGGAGAGACGGUUGCUUAGUGGGGGAAUUAGAGCUUUUUCGGAGAGGAGUGGCGAGGAGAUUGGCGGAGUGGGGAGCGAGGAGAGGCCUGGGUUCUCUGGGCCGGCCAUGGAGGUCUCGACCUCUGUUCAUGGAUAUGGAGAGGCAGAGUUUCCGCUCUGGGACAAGUUAGGAGCCAUUGUGAGGCUUAGCUAUGGAAUUGGCAUAUAUGGCACCAUGGCUCUUGUUGGUAAUUUCAUAUGCUCCGUUGUUGGAAUCGAUCACAUGGGAGGUUUCCAUCCAUCUUUGGAGGCUCUUUUGGAUGGACUUGGAUAUGCUGCUCCCCCAAUAAUGGCUCUCCUCUUCAUAUUAGAUGAUGAAGUUGUAAAGUUGUCGCCUCAUGCUCGAGCUAUUAGAGAUGUGGAAGAUGAAGAGCUUAGGAGCUUCUUUUAUGGAAUGUCACCAUGGCAGUUUAUAUUGAUUGUGACUGCGAGUUCAGUUGGGGAGGAGCUGUUUUAUCGUGUUGCUGUUCAGGGGGGACUGGCCCACAUGUUUUUGCAAGGAACCGAACUUGUGAAGGACACUCAAGGAAUCGCAUCUCUUACUGGAAUGCUGCCAUUGUUUGUCCCAUUUGCACAAGCAUUUGCGGCUGUCCUCACUGCAGCUCUUACAGGUUCUCUCUAUUAUAUGGCAGCCUCCCCAAAAGACCCAACAUAUGUGGUUGCGCCGGUCUUGCGUUCUCGUCCUGGCCGGGAAGAUCUCAAGAAACUAUUUGCAGCUUGGUAUGAGAGGAGGCAGCUGAAGAAGAUCUAUUCACCCCUUUUGGAGGGAAUGCUGGCCCUCUACCUAGGCUUUGAAUGGAUCCAGACGGAUAACAUACUUGCUCCCAUGAUCACACAUGGCAUCUAUUCUACCGUGAUACUGGGGCACGGACUAUGGAAGAUCCACGAUCACAAGCGUAGGCUACGCCAGAGAAUUCAACAGGUCCGGGAAGAGAGCAAACUCAAUAUGUAACAAUAGCAACAAAAAAAGAGGAUAAAAGCGAGAAAAAUGAAGAACAACAUGACAAAAAAAAAGAAGUUAAAGGCAUUUAAUAGUUGAGGUAGUUAUGAUCCUGAGAUGGAAAUGUACAUAGCUCCUUAUGGAGCAGGAGAAGUCCUACUAGGCCAGAGUCAGUUAGUGAUUUUAUGAAUCAUUAUUACUUAGUUGAGAAUAAUAAGAAUGAACGUGUAAUAUAUACAUAUGUAGUCUUAGUUUUUUAUGAUCACUUACCAGUAAAAUAUACAAUUGACUUGA